Pseudomyrmex gracilis is the source of this 778-nucleotide messenger RNA. RefSeq names its product omega-conotoxin-like protein 1. The transcript is spliced from 3 exons. The coding region runs from base 125 to 397 and encodes 90 amino acids. NCBI's taxonomy places the organism in Eukaryota, Metazoa, Arthropoda, Insecta, Hymenoptera, Formicidae. The record is from RefSeq and is a predicted model, not a curated record.
UCUGUGUGAGUGAGUAAUCGUAUAAAUGUCUUAAUCGUUGUAAGUCGACAAGUCAGUCGAGGUCGAGCUGUCGAGACAUUCAGAUUCAACGUUUGCUUGAGCGUCCAACUACAUCGUUAAAAAGAUGGCGAAAGUAAUGCUGUACGUCUUUGUGGCGCUUUUAGCCGCGUCUCUUAUCAUGGGGGCACCCGAUAAGCGUAGAAUCUCGAGUCAACUAUCAUCAAGUACCCAGAGGAACUGUGGCCGUCACGGUGACCCCUGCGUUAGUAGCUCCGACUGCUGCACCUCUAAUAUGAUAUGUCACAGGUACGCGAAUAGGUGUCAAGUUCAAAUUACAGAAGAGGAACUGAUGGCACAACGGGAGAAGAUCUUGGGCAGGAAAGGCAAAGAUUACUAAUCUAAAAAUGUGUGUGAUUUAUAGUUUUAUAUACUACUAAAUAUUAACUCUCUCUCUCUCAUAAAAGCGGUUAUAAAAGUUAGAAUAUGUAAUUAGAAUCUGAGUAAUCCUAUGACACACACACACACACACACAACACACACACAACACGUAUCAGAAGACAAUAUUGUAAAAAAUUAACACGUUGUGUAAUAACUAAAAAUUAGUACACAUAUACAUACUCAAUGCAAAUGUAAGUGAUACCUCGAAAAAAAAUCUAAUAUAAGCAGAUUGUGUCUUGUGCAUCAAUAAUUUUUCUCAGAAAUUUGUGACACUUUUUUUAACCAGAAAUAUGUUCACAGAUGGUCGCAUAAUAAAAUUAAAAACAAUUUAUUUGAUUAA